AUGAGCUCUGGGACUUCUACAUCGAGAAAUCCUAAUACUUCCUACCACCCACUUGUCGAGAAUUCAUCGCAUCUCGCACCCAGGACACCCCACUCUCGAGCCGGUAGACCAGUUACAUCGUUCAAUGAUAAUGAAACGCGCUAUUAUGAUGACGAAGAUGCUCACAUAAAUAAUACCUCUCACCGAGCUGGUGGAAUGCAGGAUGGAGACGAUAGGGACGAGAUUGAUAUGCUCAACGCACGACAAAACACACCAUUACUCCGUUCGUCCGCGUCAGAUCACUAUCCCGUUCCUCAACCACCACCUCGAGUGUCGCCUUACCCGACGACAUCCACUACGACCCAUGCCAACCGGGAUAGGAGACACGAUGGUUCGUCGGGUCCAUUUAAUACGACUGGCACAAAGACCUUCUUCGAGACGGUGCCCCUUGUGCUCGGGGCAAUCGGGGCUUGUGUGCUCUUCGCGCUCAUUGUUCUGUCCUUCAAUAAACCCGACCUCUUGCAACGAUAUAUCCUCAAGAACUCGACGACCACCGACCCCAAUGUGCUCAAGGAGAUCAAGCAUGCUAUCCAUGGAUGGAUUGAUUAUAUGAAUUAUACGACGUUCCCGUUGGAUCCGUAUGAGUAUGAGGAAGAGUGUUGGAAGGUGUCGCAACACCAUGGGGGUAUGAUGCACCAUGCACAUUAUUGGGAUACGAUCAUGACCCAUGGGCUUAUUCCCGAAUGGAGUACUGAUGGAAGAUUGGAGCAACACCCCUUAGAUGUGUGGCAUCCAAAGAAACCGGGAGUAGAUGGUGUUUGCAGUAGCACGAUCACCUACAUGUUGGAUGGGGAGGUGGGAUUGUUCUAUGAUCUCGCCUUGUUGGCACAGACGGCAGCAUUUGCAAGAGAG
Messenger RNA from Acaulospora colombiana, 891 nucleotides. The record is from the annotation of a GenBank genome assembly. Lineage: Eukaryota; Fungi; Glomeromycota; Glomeromycetes; Diversisporales; Acaulosporaceae.